AGCUGUGCGAAACAUCGAUGUAGUAUCGAUACAUCGAUGUUUCUCCUUUCGUAAAAAACAUCGAUGUUUUUUCUCCGAUGUUCGAUGUUUUUGCCAGUUUUUCCAUCACUGAGAAAAAAACGCAGUAAAAGCUAGAGCGUUAUUUUUGGAGUUAUUGGUGUUGGCAGGCAGUGGUUAUAAUGCAUAAAUAUCUUAGAGCUUCAAAUGGGCAAGGUUGUAGUGCGGCAACCAUUGAAGAAAAAGAGCAAGAGGAAGAGCCGCAAGCCAAAAAGGCGCGAUAUGGUCAGUCCAAUGUGUGGAAUUUUUUUAAUAAGUCCUCGGAUGGCAAGACUGCCAAAUGUUUAAAAUGUGGUAAAAUUUAUCAAACCAGCGGAAACACCACCAACAUGGCGGGACAUUUAAAGCGGGUACACCCAACGUUAACGGUGAGUGAGUUGCCAAAGGCUUCAGGACAUAUGGCGGCUUAUUUGGAUAAAAAAUAUGAAGCCUCAUCGAAACGGAAGAGAGAUUUGGACAGCGCAUUGUUAAAUUUCAUUUGCUCCGAUUUACGUCCAUUUUACAUUGUAGAAAACGAGGGAUUUAAGCAAUUUGUAAAUGCUUUGGAUCCCCGAUACGAAUUGCCUUCACGAUCAACAUUGCUUUCAACAUGUUAUAAUAAUUUAUUCAUGAACAUGAGAAUGAAACUGAAAAGCAUUUUGCAAGAAGUGGAAUAUUGCGCUGUGACAACCGACUGUUGGACAUCUCGAGCCAACGAGGCUUAUUUGACCGUAACUUGCCAUUUUAUAGAUCCAGAAUUUAAACUUCGCACAGCAGUACUUUCGACUAGUAAGUUACAGAAUGAGAAAAAUCAUUCUGCAGAAAACAUUGCGAACUCUCUAUGUGCAGUGCUAAUUGAAUGGGAAGUUAUGGACAAAGUUGCAGCCAUUGUUACCGAUAGCGCAAGAACAAUGAUAAAAGCAUGUGAGAUAUUGCAAAAAAGACAUGUGCCAUGCUUUGCGCAUGUUAUUAAUUUAAUAGUUCAACAAUGCCUGAAUCAAGAGAAAAUAAAAGUUAUUAUGGGGAAAUGCAAAAGUAUUGUGGGAUUUUUUAAGAAAAGCACAGUAGCUUACGCCAAGUUUAAAGAAGCUCAAAAUACAGAGAAGCCAUACAGUUUAAAGCAAGAAUGCCCUACAAGAUGGAAUAGCGCAUUUCAUAUGAUUGAAAGAAUUCUUAAAACAAAUGAUGCUAUAAGCAGUGUUCUUCUUUCAACCCCAAAGGGACUUGCCCCGUUUUCGGCUGACGAAAUUUUAAUUUUAAAAGACAUAAAAAUUUUAUUGCAACCUUUUGAAUGUGCAACAUUGCAACCUUCUUCGCGAACGUUGGUCACGUUGAAGGUCGCGAAAGCUGCAAUUGCUUAUUGGAGGGCAUAUCGUCCAGACUACUGCAAUAUGAAAUUCGCAAUGUUCCUCGAGUGGCAACUUUGCUAG
This is a messenger RNA of Anastrepha ludens (Mexican fruit fly), 1466 nucleotides long. RefSeq names its product E3 SUMO-protein ligase ZBED1-like. Bases 180 to 1466 code for a protein of 428 amino acids. The record is from RefSeq and is a predicted model, not a curated record. Gene Ontology annotation, molecular function: DNA binding. The transcript has 3 exons. NCBI's taxonomy places the organism in Eukaryota, Metazoa, Arthropoda, Insecta, Diptera, Tephritidae.